This is a messenger RNA of Kluyveromyces marxianus DMKU3-1042, 2442 nucleotides long. It is a transcript of the gene TRL1, whose product is annotated as tRNA ligase. Gene Ontology annotation, biological process: tRNA splicing, via endonucleolytic cleavage and ligation. Bases 1 to 2442 code for a protein of 813 amino acids. The transcript has a single exon. The record is from RefSeq and is a predicted model, not a curated record. Lineage: Eukaryota; Fungi; Ascomycota; Saccharomycetes; Saccharomycetales; Saccharomycetaceae. Gene Ontology annotation, cellular component: nuclear inner membrane. Gene Ontology annotation, molecular function: GTP-dependent polyribonucleotide 5'-hydroxyl-kinase activity; RNA ligase (ATP) activity; phosphoric diester hydrolase activity.
AUGGUAGAAGAAAGUGUUGUUGAGCUGGUAGAGAAAUUAGAAGCUGCUGCUUCACUAAAGAAACAUGGUAGAGCGACUAAAAUCAGCUGUACUGUCUUUAAUAGGCCUGAUAUCAGGUUGAAUAGUUGGAAAUUCAACGAAUGGGAUUACGGUAAAUCGAAGAUCCAACUUCCUAUCAAUGCUCGUGGAUUAUUUAUUGUAGAUGAUGAAGCAAAUCCUAGGAUUGUAGCUAGAGGCUACGAUAAAUUCUUCAAUGUCGAUGAGAUGCAACAAACAAGUUGGAGCUCCAUCGAAACCAAUACUGAAGGUCCAUAUGAAAUCACAGUAAAGGAGAAUGGGUGUAUCAUACUAAUUGGUGGUCUAGAGGAUGGUACAGUUGUGGUGUGUUCCAAACACAGCACAGGACCUCGAGAUGAUGUCAACCGAAACCAUUCUUUAGCUGGCCAGCAGUUCUUGGAAAAACAGUUGGCUGAUAAAAACAUAAAUAUCAAGGAUUUCGGGCGUUUUCUUUACGACAAUAAUUGUACAGCAGUAGCGGAAUAUUGUGAUGACACUUUUGAAGAACACAUUUUGGAGUACACUAAAGAUAAGGCAGGUUUAUACUUGCACGGAGUAAAUUAUAACACUCCAGAGUUCAAAACCUGGCCAAUGGCAAAGGUUGUUGAGUUUGCCAAUACUUGGGGAUUUAAGAGCAUUGAUUACUUUACUUUAGAGGAUGAGAAGUCUCUCAGAAGUUUCUUAACUGAAUGUGAAGAAAAAGGCCAUUACAACAACCAAGAGAUUGAAGGUUUUGUGAUUAGAUGUUCUAACAAGGAAACAAAAGGCACAUUUUUUUUCAAAUUCAAAUUCCACGAACCAUAUUUGAUGUAUAGACAAUGGAGAGAAGUGACAAGGGAAUACAUUUCUACCAAAUCACGUCCCAUCAAGUUCAGAACUCACAAUUACAUUACAAAUAAAUAUAUGGACUUUGUUAUACCAUUAUUGGAAAAGGAUCCACAACUAGCAGAAGAUUUUAUGAAUGGUAAGGGUAUUAUCAAAUUGAGAAAAAUGUUUUUAGAAAGCUAUGAUAUGUCAGGCCUAGAAAUUCUCAAUCUUGAUAGGAUCAAAGAGUUGGAAGAAUUAGAUAAGCAGACAGUCGAUACAAUAAAUGAGAAGACAAAGUUCUUGUUAAUUCCUAUUGCUACUAUAGGCUGUGGUAAGACUACUGUAUCCUUGAUCCUUAAUGAACUCUUCCCAGAAACAUGGGGGCAUAUUCAAAAUGACAAUAUAACCAAAAAUAAAACCGAUUACAUAAAGUGUGCUCUUGAGCUCUUUAAGGAUGGUAAACAAUUCGUCAUUGCAGAUAAAAAUAAUCAUCAAUUCAGAGAAAGGGCGGCAGUUUUUGAAUGGGUUCGUCAAUUUAAGGACACUUACGUCCCAUAUGAUUCUAAUGUUCAAAUCAUUGCAUUGACUUUCGUUGAAGAAGUCACGAAGGAAAUGGAAGAAUUAACAAUUCAACGAGUAUUGAAGAGAGGAGACAAUCAUCAGAGUAUCAAGAGUGAUAGUGAAGGACAACAAAAGACUCUGAAAAUUAUGCAUGGCUUUAUGAACAGAUUUCAACCAUUCAAUCCCGAUAAAGCACCAGACAGCCAAUUUGAUUUUCAUAUAAAACUCGAGGUGGGCAAAGAUUCAUCAAUGAAGAAUGCCGUUAAAGUACUCCAAGACUUGAAAUCCCACUACGGUGACGUCAUCCCAGAAGUACCAGAAGAUUCGAAGAUUCAAGAAGCUUUCAACAGAGCACUAGAAUACAAGCCUGUUGUACGUAAAAUCGUUAAAAAUGGUAACAAGGCCUCCAAGAAUCAGUUAAAGCCAAUAUACUUUUCUGCGUCAGUGGAAAGUACCACUAAUUUAAUUCAGCAUGUAGUGGAAACUCUGAAAAAGAACAAAUCAACUCUCGCACCAUUCUUAUCUGAUGUGAGUACCAUUCCAUUCAAGAACGAGUACCAUGUGACUCUCUGUCAUAAAUCUCAAAUUAAGUCCCAAGGCAUUAAAGCGAAACAAUUGUGGGCAAAAUAUACAGAUAGAUAUAGACAUCUUUUGAUAAAAGAUGGUGGUGCUUCUGAACAACCUUCCAAGGUUAUACCAACUGAAGACUCUGUUACUUUCAAAUUAAGAGACCUAAUCUGGGACAAAUAUGUUAUUGUAGCAACCAUUGUUUUGCCAGAUGAACCAAUUGUUGACAACAGUAAUAACCAUGUUUCUGGUUUAUACUGUCUCAAUGAAGUUCCUCACGUUACUCUUGCUUUACUCUCGGAAGAAAAGAAAGCAGUGUACGCUGGACAAUUGGCGAAAGAAGUGUAUGAUUUUGGUAUUAAUGCUGAUGCUGAAAACGAUGCUGGUAUCAUACACUUCGAUGAAGGAUCGGAGGAGACUUUCACGGCUAAAGUGUGUAUCAACGUAUAA